AGAUGAGAUCUGCACAAGCGUUUUCACCCGUGGAGAUGCUGUACGACACUAACAAAAAGCUUUAUAUAACAACAAUAAGACUCAAGUUACCAGCAGGUAGAUGGGACCUUCAUCUGCAGGUGAAAAUGGACGAAGAAAAAGCUGAAAUACACUUACAUGGUGACUCAAACACCUUCAAGAACCUCGUGAUCAACAACGACUGUACCUUCUCCUAUCCUUGGCCAACAAAUUCCUCGACCCUGGAAAUUUACUUGGAUGUGACGCUGAAAGACAGACGAUUAAAAGUUGGGUCCCAGUCAAGGUUACAAAAUUUGGAACCCUAUUCUUGCCCAAGUCGCCUCAGUGUUAAGUCUCUGAAGCAGAGCGUUAAAUUGACUCUCCAAUCUGCGGACAACAUUGAGGCUUACUCCUGUCCAUGUAAUGACACCAGAAAAGAAGGACUAUGUGCUAAUCUUACAAUACCGAGUACCAGUACCAACGAACCAAUACUGAGUACCAGUACCAACGAACCCGGGAAGGGGAAUGAUGGUGGAUAUUAUAUCUUGUAUAUAGUGUUGCCCUUGGUGACGGCGGUGGUACUCAUGAUGGUGCUGUACCUCUGUGUGUACUUUCAUCGACUUACUGGUGGUUUUAUCUGCUUCUGCUGCCGCCGUGACUCUCAACCCACACACCCGGCAUCCAACUCCACAACCCACCAGCAGGCAUCAUCACAUCCUCGUCUUCAGAGUAACGACAUUUUUCCUUGCACAAACCAAAUGUUGACCCAAGACCGGCUACCACAAAGACCUCAGAUUCCGGUAGAAAAUUUACCCCGGGGAUCUUUCCUGGAGCGCACGGAACCGUUUCAGCCAAAGGUAAUCCAGUCAUCCGUCGAAAACUGUUACCACGAAAGUCUAAAUAGUCUUUAUGAGGCUUUUUAGAACCAAUAUCUAUAAGACGUGGUACAACACAUAAUGCAGUCAUGAGCGGAGAAGUGUUUUGUAGCUCAAGAAAAACCUGCUUGUCUGGCCUUUUAGCAACAAGAGACGAAAUUUGGUGUCGUGUGGUAGGCUUGUUUGCCCAGAAACUCGAACUGUCUUGAUUCAUAAAAAAAAUCAGACAUUUAUGAGCCUAUGUUAUAAAUCUAAAUAUCAAAGAUCUUCAUUGUUUCCUGUUGUGGUAUAUUGAAGUCAUACCAGAAUCGACAACACCGACGAGCUUUCCAGUUCUAAUCAGCGUAUAUGGAAUCUCAUAUAUCGUUCCAAGU
Molecule: messenger RNA, 1246 nt
Organism: Homarus americanus (American lobster)
Lineage: Eukaryota; Metazoa; Arthropoda; Malacostraca; Decapoda; Nephropidae
Exons: 2
Coding region: 3-920 (305 amino acids)
Source: RefSeq, a predicted model, not a curated record